Molecule: messenger RNA, 2264 nt
Organism: Periophthalmus magnuspinnatus
Lineage: Eukaryota; Metazoa; Chordata; Actinopteri; Gobiiformes; Gobiidae
Gene: p2rx5
Product: purinergic receptor P2X, ligand-gated ion channel, 5
Exons: 12
Coding region: 68-1471 (467 amino acids)
Biological process (GO): response to ATP; monoatomic cation transmembrane transport
Cellular component (GO): plasma membrane; nuclear inner membrane
Molecular function (GO): extracellularly ATP-gated monoatomic cation channel activity; purinergic nucleotide receptor activity
Source: RefSeq, a predicted model, not a curated record
GUGGCGCACACUGCUUUUAUCAGCUGACAGCCUGACAGUCACUGCUGUUGCCUCACUCGCUACAGGAAUGGCAGCUCGUGGAGGCUUUUUCCUUUCUCUGCUCAACUACAAAACUGAGAAAUAUGUCAUUGCAGAAAAUAGGAAGAUUGGCAUUUUAUUCCGCCUGUAUCAGCUGGCUGUACUGGGAUACAUAAUCGGGUGGGUGUUUGUGGCAAAAAAAGGUUACCAGGAAAAGGAAGAGGCCAUCCAGACCUCUGUCUUCACAAAACUAAAGGGUGUUGCUUUGACCAAUGACUCAAACAAGGGGCUUCAUCUAUGGGGGGCUGAAGACUACGUAAUACCCCCAAAUGGUGAGCAAGUGUUCUUUGUAGUAACAAAUUAUAUAGAGACUCCUAAUCAGAGGCUGGGCUUCUGUCCUGAGAGUGACAGGGUGCCAGAUGGAAGGUGUACAAGUGAUGAUGAUUGUGAGGAGGGGGAAACUGUCAUAGCAGGGAAUGGUAUCAAGACGGGCGUGUGUAUAAACAGCACUGGGACAUGUGAGGUCCAUGCCUGGUGUCCUGUUGAAUACAGCCCCAGACCCCAAGAGCCAUUACUGAGUGCAGCUGAAAACUUUACCGUCUACAUCAAAAAUUUCAUCCGGUUUCCAAAGUUUGAUUUCUCUAAAUCAAACGUGCUGGAAACUGCAGAAGCCAAUUACCUAAAAAAUUGCACCUAUGACAGUGAGACUCAUCCCUAUUGUCCCAUCUUUCAUCUGGGAAAUCUGGUCAGUUGGACAGGCAGUGACUUUCAGGAAAUGGCUGUAAAGGGUGGCUCUGUGGGGAUUCUGAUUGAAUGGAAGUGUGACCUGGAUAAGGACUAUUCACUGUGUAACCCACAGUACAGCUUCACCCGCCUGGACAUAAAUAUCAAUAAUUCAGUAACAUCAGGAUACAACUUUAGAUAUGCCAAGCAUUUCAAAGAUCCAAAAGGUGAAUCAUUUCGCACUUUGUACAAAGUGUAUGGGAUUCGCUUUGAUAUUAUGGUCAAUGGCCAGGCAGGAAAGUUUAGUAUUGUCCCCACAAUAAUUGCUCUUGGCUCAGGUAUCGCUCUUCUGGGCGCAGGGGCUUUUGCUUGUGACAUGAUACUACUCUAUAUGAUGAACACCAGCUCUUUUUACAGAGAAAGGAAAUUUGAAAUAAUCAAUUUUAAGAAAGAACGCCACAAAUCCAAGGAUGGGAAGGACAGCAAGGAUGGAAAAGAUUCAAAAGCAGCACACCGUGAGCGAAGAUCUAAAAAGUCUUCAGUGGAGAAAGAGGCAUCCAAUUCCAUCACAAGAGAAGAUGAGACUGGAGUUGCUGCAGCAGAAAGCCAGAGCUCGUCUGUGGAGAGGCGAGGGCCCACUAUUCCUCGUAACACUGGACAGAGAUACUCAGCCCUACUGUCACCAGGACCAGACCAGAAGCUUCAUGUCAGCUUCUCUCCACGCUUUUGACUGUGUAUAAAGCACUGGUUCAUUUGUGACCUGUCAAUGGUAUAAUAGCCAAACUAAUAGACAGCAGGAUCACUAAUGCCCUGUCAGUAUUUUGAUUGGCACAGGGGCGCUGUCCUGUAGUGGGAAUGGACCCUGUUGUACAGAACAGCUUUGGCUGGAAUUUCUGUGAUUCCUGAGCCAGCCUUUAGUGGCAUUAAUGACAAAUCAGCUCUUCAUCUUCAGAGCCAGAUGUCAACAUUGUGAUGCUGCAUUCAUACUUAGAAACUCUGAUGCAAUGUAAUCACCCGGCUUUCAAAAAAUUGAUCACAAGAUCUAUUGAGAAAAGAUACAUGCAAGAGCCAAAAUUAACAUAUACAGAUAACAAUUAGAUAAUCUCAAAUGUUUCAUCUGACAGGUAUGUAGAAACCCUUAUUGUUGUGAUAGGAUAGUUUGUGUAAGGAGGUAGUUGUUCCUUGCAGGCAAUUAAGUGAUAGUUAUUCUCCCUCCCCCCUAAAUCAGAGGCUGGAUCUUUAGAGUUUCUGAGAAUGCAUGAAUGCAAAAGAGUGACCAAACAAUUCACAAAGAAAUGUAAAUUAACAAGAGGUCAAAUGUAGUAAUCACUAUAUACAAAUGUACUUGAAAUGAUUUCUGAGCACGUUAAACCUAAAAAAUGUAAGUGUAAUACAUACUGUGAGGUUGCAAUGUCUAUGAACUUGAUUUUUGCUUAUGCACUUGGCUGAAAAACAAACAAACAAAAGUGACAGAAGAGCCUAAUGGACAAAUAUGUUUGUUCAGUUUUAAUUUAUUUAAAUUA